This is a messenger RNA of Cryptomeria japonica (Japanese cedar), 2681 nucleotides long. Its product is annotated as serine/threonine-protein kinase PBL34. The record is from RefSeq and is a predicted model, not a curated record. Lineage: Eukaryota; Viridiplantae; Streptophyta; Pinopsida; Cupressales; Cupressaceae. Gene Ontology annotation, biological process: protein phosphorylation. Bases 355 to 1650 code for a protein of 431 amino acids. The transcript is spliced from 6 exons. Gene Ontology annotation, molecular function: ATP binding; protein kinase activity.
UCUUCCCCUGGGCCCAAAAACAGCCCAUCUCAAUCAACAUGCCCAGUUGGUUUGGGCUUGUUCGCUGACUGUAUAUACUCGUUGUGUAUAUCCUCUCUCAUCGCAGGAUACUUGUUGUGUAUAUCCCCUUCCAUUCUCUCGUCUGCAUUUGAGUACCGAUGUGGGUUUGCCCCGUUUGUUUCUCUUCUGGUUUUGAUCUGUGACUGCGUAUUGUAGUAUAUUUAUUGUACAUGUCUUGUUCCAUUGCAUUGUCCGUGUGCUUGAACCCGAUGUGGCUGCAGCCCAUAUGCUCGUUGGGUAUCUACUGAGUUAGCAGAUUUCCAUCAUACUGCAGAGGGAGCCGAUUGAUGGAUCAUGGGCAUCUGUUUCUCCAGAAGAUCAAAAGUAGACACUUCCAUCACUAGCACAGGUACUCAAUCCGCUGAAACAAAAAAUCCCAAUGAUAGCAGCAGACCGUUGGCCGUUUCCCAGACAGCUUCCUCCAGUGGCACCUCUGUCUACACAGAAAGUAUUCCAUCUACUCCCAAGUUGGAGAAUGACUUGAAAUUGUCCUCCAAGUUGAAAAAGUUCACUUUCAGUGAGCUGAAGUCUGCCACUAGGAACUUCAGGCCAGAGAGUGUUCUUGGUGGUGGGGGUUUUGGCUAUGUCUUUAAAGGUUGGAUAGAAGAGAAUGGGACAGCUCCUGUCAAGCCUGGGACCGGCCUCACUGUUGCUGUCAAAACACUCAAUCCUGAUGGGUUGCAAGGUCACAAGGAAUGGCUGGCAGAAGUAAACUUUCUGGGCCAACUUCACCAUCCUAAUCUGGUGAAACUCAUUGGAUACUGCAUAGAAGAUGAUCAAAGGUUGCUUGUUUAUGAAUAUAUGCCCCGAGGCAGCUUGGAAAACCACCUUUUCAGAAAAGGGGCCCUGCCUCUCCCGUGGUCUACCAGGAUGAAAAUUGCAUUGGCUGCAGCAAAGGGCCUGGCAUACCUUCAUGGAGGGGCUGAAAAACCUGUGAUUUAUCGGGAUUUUAAAACUUCAAAUAUUCUUUUGGAUGCGGAUUACAUUGCAAAGCUUUCUGACUUUGGGCUUGCAAAAGAUGGACCUGAAGGAGACAAGACUCAUGUCUCUACUCGAGUCAUGGGGACAUAUGGUUAUGCAGCUCCAGAAUAUGUUAUGACUGGGCAUUUGACAUCAAGGAGUGAUGUCUACAGCUUCGGUGUUGUUCUCCUUGAAAUGCUUACUGGUCGAAGAUCUAUGGAUAAAAAUAGGCCAAGUGGGGAGCAUAAUCUUGUGGAAUGGGCUCGGCCUUACCUUAUGGAGAAAAGAAAGCUUUACCGUCUUGUAGAUCCUCGUUUGAGUGGUCACUAUUCCAUCAAAGGUGCCCUAAAGACUGCACAAUUAGCUCACUAUUGCAUCAGUCGGGACCCUAAAGCCAGGCCUUCAAUGGAUGAUGUUGUUGAAGCUCUCACACCAUUGUUAAAUUUAAAAGAUAUUGCAAGCCAAUCCUUCAAUUAUCAAGCAUUACAGUCACAACGCCCUAGUCGUCAGUUAUCACACAUUUCUAAUGGAAACGGAAUGUCUUCAAGGAAUGGGUAUGUAAAAGCCACAGCCAACGGCUCUCAUUUGUCUCCACAUCACCAAUCUUUGAAACAGAAUGGUAAAUCAUAAACAAGUAACAACUAAACUUUGCUUUUCCAACAUGUCUUCUUGAAUUUGUACCAUUAACUGAAACUGCUUAGCCUCAUACUUCCACAACUUUCUAAAGAAAAGCAGUGUGGUCUUGUGAGGCUCGAGUGCCUCUCUUCAUGGCUCUCUCAUUUUUAAUAAACCAUUUGUGGAGAUAUUUAUUAAUCAGCUUCAGCUACUCCAAGAAGUCAACGGCCAUGUUACAUGACUGUCAAAACUAUUUACCCAUAUAUUAUCAGGGGAAAGUUUGGUGCAGGCUGUAUCUAUUUUUGUUUCUAUUGAGACUUGACAACCAGGGAUGUUGCAUCUUUGAUUUGACUUUGAGUAAGACUAUCUGGGGGACUGAAGCGUUUUGGGCGGAAUAUGUUGGAGGCAAGUUAGUUUAGGGACAAUCUUGAGGUGAUUUGAAGAUAUGUCAGAUAGCAAAGUGGUUCCUAUCUAAAGAUGUAUAUUUCUUGUUUUCUUUUCUAAUACUGAAGUCAAGUGUGAUCUUGAUUAGACUGUCAGUUUAGAAAUUAGAAAUUAGUUGCAUUAUGUGUGAUUUUCUCUAGUUGAUCAAGAUAGAAAACCGACAAAAGUGUUUUGAGGGAGAAAUUGUGUGUCAGUUUCAUUUAUCUCACAAUAUACACCGUUGCAAGGUUGAGUCUCUUGUGAAAUUUUUGGCAGUGCAGCUCCUAAGCUUUUUCCAAAUAUGGGAACACCUUUCUGUUUAGAUCUGCAGUAGUCAACUGGCAACUACUAUUAAGGGAUAUGAUGGUAACUAUUGAUAUGUUGUGCGAUAUAUGCCAUUGCUUCAAAUUAUCCUUUGAUAGCACUUACAGUGGAAUAUCCAAGGAAAAUGGGUAUUAUUAUAGCAAAACAUUGCAUCAUUUGAUGGUCUUUGUUGUAUAUUGGGACUAAUUUUUUAAAAACAGUGUUGGAAUCUGUUGUAAAUGCAGAUCAAUGUAUCCAUGUUUAGAUUGAAAAAUCCAAGUUGAGUAAAAUAUAAUUUAGCAACGUUAUUGAUUUGUGAA